Molecule: messenger RNA, 418 nt
Organism: Eutrema salsugineum
Lineage: Eukaryota; Viridiplantae; Streptophyta; Magnoliopsida; Brassicales; Brassicaceae
Product: protein ABIL4
Exons: 4
Coding region: 85-402 (105 amino acids)
Source: RefSeq, a predicted model, not a curated record
AAAAGACUUAACAUUAGGGAUGUCUUAAAAGAGACAAACCUCAGGGAUGCUGAGUUCGAGGCGGAACUUGGGGCCGUCGUAGUGAUGGAGAAUGGGUCGGAAGGAAUCUUCUUGGAGUGGCAAACACACCUGAGCAGAGAAACUGGAUUCGCCAGCAAGAGAUUCUCGAUGUUUGUUCCUCCGAAGCUCGCCGCCUGGAAAGAUACUAACAAGACAGGAAGCUUCUCCUUCUCACCCAUUCUACACAACAACAUGAGCAACAGAACACAAAGUAAAAGAACAAACUCUCCUAUGAGAUUUGCUCUCUUACGUUCAGGAUCUCUACUGAAACGUUCAAGCUCCCCAAGCCAGCCAAGAAUACUGGAUGUAAAGACCUUACCAGAGCCACAAAGAGCGAUAUAAGUGCUGAGAAACUAAU